AUGGCCGCCCUCACCGCCUCCAUCGCCACCUCCACGGCCUUCGCCGCCAAGCCGCGCCUGGCCCGCCCGCCGGCGCGCCUCUCCGUCUCCUGCUCCGCGUCCAGCGGCGACAACACCACCCCCUCCCUCUCCGCCUCCAUCAAGACCUUCUCGGCGGCCCUGGCGCUCUCCUCCGUCCUCCUCUCCUCCGCCGCCACCUCCCCGCCGCCGGCUGCCGCCGACAUCGCGGGCCUGACCCCGUGCAAGGAGUCCAAGGCGUUCGCCAAGCGGGAGAAGCAGUCGGUGAAGAAGCUCAACUCGUCGCUCAAGAAGUACGCGCCCGACUCGGCCCCCGCGCUCGCCAUCCAGGCCACCAUCGAGAAGACCAAGCGCCGGUUUGAGAACUACGGCAAGUUCGGCCUGCUCUGCGGCUCCGACGGCCUGCCCCACCUCAUCGUCAGCGGCGACCAGCGGCACUGGGGCGAGUUCAUCACCCCCGGCGUGCUCUUCCUCUACAUCGCCGGCUGGAUCGGGUGGGUCGGCCGCAGCUACCUCAUCGCCGUCAGCGGCGAGAAGAAGCCCGCCAUGAGGGAGAUCAUCAUCGACGUCGAGCUCGCCGCCAGGAUCAUCCCCAGGGGCUUCAUCUGGCCCGUCGCCGCCUACCGCGAGCUCAUCAACGGCGACCUCGUCGUCGACGACGCCGACAUCGGCUACUAA
Molecule: messenger RNA, 696 nt
Organism: Triticum turgidum subsp. durum (durum wheat)
Lineage: Eukaryota; Viridiplantae; Streptophyta; Magnoliopsida; Poales; Poaceae
Source: the annotation of a GenBank genome assembly